GCUACAGCUACAGCGCAGUACUUAGAUCGUCUCCGGACGCUAGGGUACCGUGUGGACCUAGUUCCUAUAGAGUACGUCGACCUCUGCGUGCUGGAGCUCUGCGGACAUGUGGUAUUCCACUGCAACAUAAAGAACCUGUUGUUCAACAUGCCAGCGACACUAGACCCGGUAACGUUGAACGCGGUGGACGCGGUGAUCGAGGCCACAGAAAAAAUAAUGCGUGCGCGCAGCUACCUCUGGGCCUGGAUGGUCAUCGAAGACUCCACCUUCAAACGCAGCGAGUACGCCCCAAAAGAGUACUGGCAGUUUGACGUGGACCUGCAGCCACUGAUGGGCACGGAAUGCAUCAAAUGCUGCCAAAUUCUCAUAGACAACAUGAAUUCGAAGCCAGAAAUUAAGAAUGCGGACGAAACAGAUGAAUUCGAUGCAAAAGAAUUUAAAGAGUAUUGGAGGUCAUUGACAAAGCCGGGUUGAAUACAGCACUCACUAUGUAUCUAUAAUUUAAACUUUACACCUCCCCUCCGUACACCUCGUAAGACCCAGAUUUUCACAUUAAGCCUUACGACUUUAACAAUCCAUACUUUAAAUCAUAAAAAAAACAAUCCUUAGGUUAAUUGAGCUACUAUACGCUGAACCCCCUGCCUAGUAGCGUUUACAUCUACUGAGCUCAACUUAUACUAGUUCGACGAACUUCGUUUGGAAGAGACCAAAAUAACACUAGUUGUAAAAUAUAGUUCUACGCGAACUGAAACUUGCUAGUUU
Messenger RNA from Pectinophora gossypiella (pink bollworm), 762 nucleotides. RefSeq lists its product as uncharacterized. The transcript has 3 exons. The record is from RefSeq and is a predicted model, not a curated record. Bases 148 to 474 code for a protein of 108 amino acids. Lineage: Eukaryota; Metazoa; Arthropoda; Insecta; Lepidoptera; Gelechiidae.